Molecule: messenger RNA, 1776 nt
Organism: Eimeria maxima
Lineage: Eukaryota; Apicomplexa; Conoidasida; Eucoccidiorida; Eimeriidae
Exons: 3
Coding region: 1-1776 (591 amino acids)
Biological process (GO): regulation of transcription by RNA polymerase II
Cellular component (GO): SWI/SNF complex; nucleus
Molecular function (GO): transcription coregulator activity
Source: RefSeq, a predicted model, not a curated record
AUGCAAGAAUUCAUCCUCCAGCAACAAGACUCCUGCAGCAGCAGCAGCAGCAGCAGCAGCAGCAGCAACAGUAGCAGCAGCAGCAGCAUGGAAGAUGAGGAUUCAACCUUCCUUAUCGAGGAACAGCACGCUUAUAUGCAGCAGCAGCAGCAGCAACAGCAGCAGCAGCAGCAGCAGCAACAGCAGCAAAGUAUGCUAAAGUGCAUGGAUGCUGCUGCUGUGUCUGAUGUUCUCCACAAUAACACUGCAGCAGCAACAGCAGGAGAAGCAGCAGGAGAAGCAGCAGCAGAAGCAGCAGCAGCAGCAGGAGAAGCAGCAGCAGCAGCAGGAGAGGAUGAAGAAAAUGUAGCAACAGCAGCAGCACAGCGUCGUGUGCUGCUGCUGCUGCGUGCUCGUGCAUCUAUAGAUGAAUUAUAUGAAUGUCCUGCUGCAGCAUUAGCAGCAACAGCAGCAGCAGCAGCAGCAGCAGCAGCAGCAGCAAAUAAUAAUGCAGGGAUACCAUAUACGGAUUUAUUAGUAUGUAUUAUCCCUAAUAUAACAGCAGCACUUAGACAAGUGCUGCAGCAGAUAGAGGGUACAGCAGCAGCAGCAGCAGCAGCAGCAACGGCACCAGUACCAAUAGCAGCACCAGCAACAACAACACCGGCACCAGCAGCAGCAGAAGCAGCAGCAGCAGCAGCAGCAGCAGCAGCAGCAGCAAGCAAGUGGGCAUUACCUAUACUAGAGGGGUUUACUGCAGCAAGAGUUAAUCAUCAUGAAUGCCGUCUGCUGCUGCUGCAGUUGCUGCUGCUGCCAGCAGCACAGCAGCAGCUGCAGCUACCGCAGCUAGCAUCUCUUGCUGUCUGUCUUGCUGCAGCACAGCUGCUGCAGCAGCAAAAGGAGACACUUGCUGCUGCUAAUUUAUAUACAUUAGCUGCUAGGGUCUUGCAAAUACUUGAAUACCUACCAACAAACAGCAGCAGCAACAGCAACAGCAGCAGCAGCAGCAGCAGCGGGACAGCAGCAGCAGCAGCAGCAGCAGCAGCAGCUCUGCCUAACUAUGGUAGUCCUUUUGGUCCUCUUCCUGGUAGAAGUGCUGCUUUUCUUAUCUCUGCUUUUUGCUGUCUUGAUCAGCAGCAGCUGCAGCUGCAGCUGCAGCAGCAGCAGCAGCAGCAGCAGCAUCAAGUUGUUGUUGCUGCUGCUGCUGUUGCUGCAUGCAGAGACCGUUUGCUGCUGGAUUUUUUUCCUCUUUGUGUGUCUAAGAUGACUGCAUGCGAAUUGGCAAUAACAGCACAAGCUCUUAAUAAACUACAUAAACAAUUCAGCAGCAGCAGCAGCAGCAGCAACAGCAGCAACAGCAGCAGCAGCAGUAGUACUGGUAGAUGGACGGAUUCUGCAGCAACAGCUGCUGGAGAGACACCCAUCCUGCAGCAGCAGCAGCAGCAGCAGCAGCAACUGCAGCAGCACCUGCAGCAGGAAGAACUGCAGCACAGUUUGCUGCCAUUUGAGCAGCCGCAGCAGUACGCGAUUCAGCAGCAGCUGCAGCAGCAGCAGGAGGAGCAACAGCAGCAGCAGCGGCUGCAGCAGCUGCAGCAGCAGCGGGUUGUUGGAUUGGAGACUGUAGAGCUUUUGCUGCUGCAGAUAGGCCGUGCUGCUGCUGCUCGUAUUGCUCAGUUCAGCAUCAAUGUAGAGCCUCACAGCGUUGCUGCAGGCCCUCCGCUGCUGCAGCAGGAGCAGCAGGAGCAGCAGCAGCAACAGCAACAGCAACAGCAGCAGCAACAGCAGGGAGGUAUGUAG